AUGUUCGAAAUUACCGACACACAGAAAAUCGGAGUUGGUUUAGCUGGCUUCGGAAUAACGUUUCUGUUCCUGGGCACUCUUUUACUGUUCGAUAAAGGACUGCUGGCAAUAGGAAAUAUACUCUUCGUAUGCGGGUUAGCUUGCGUGAUUGGACUAGAACGAACUUUUCGCUUUUUCUUCCAAAAGCACAAAAUGAAGGCAUCGAUCGCAUUCUUCGGGGGUAUUGCAAUCGUACUGCUCGGCUAUCCAUUGAUCGGUAUGCUGAUCGAGAUGUACGGCUUCAUACUGCUGUUUAGUGGAUUCUUCCCGGUGGCCAUAAACUUCUUGCGUCGGGUACCAGUGCUAGGCAACAUCCUCAAUAUGCCCGGCAUUAGCAGGACCGUCGAUUGGUUGGCUGGCGAAUCGGACCGAACAACGGUAUGA
This is a messenger RNA of Anopheles marshallii, 423 nucleotides long. Its product is annotated as vesicle transport protein GOT1B. Gene Ontology annotation, biological process: retrograde transport, endosome to Golgi; endoplasmic reticulum to Golgi vesicle-mediated transport. The transcript has 3 exons. Gene Ontology annotation, cellular component: membrane; endoplasmic reticulum. Bases 1 to 423 code for a protein of 140 amino acids. NCBI's taxonomy places the organism in Eukaryota, Metazoa, Arthropoda, Insecta, Diptera, Culicidae. The record is from RefSeq and is a predicted model, not a curated record.